Penaeus chinensis is the source of this 1355-nucleotide messenger RNA. RefSeq names its product U-scoloptoxin(01)-Er1a-like. NCBI's taxonomy places the organism in Eukaryota, Metazoa, Arthropoda, Malacostraca, Decapoda, Penaeidae. The transcript is spliced from 5 exons. Gene Ontology annotation, cellular component: extracellular region. The record is from RefSeq and is a predicted model, not a curated record. Gene Ontology annotation, molecular function: chitin binding. Bases 136 to 594 code for a protein of 152 amino acids.
CGGGCCACGAACAGUGAAACUACCGACAGUUAUUCAAGACAUAACUGCAGCUUUAAUGGGAAUGGUGGCAAGACUCGAAUUAAAAAGAAAAAGUCUUAAAAAUACGUCGACACUUCAUUUCGAAAUCCAUUCAAAAUGUUGAGGAGAAUGCUAGUAACAGCGGCCGUGUCUGGACUCGUGUUUGCUCUAUGCGUUGUGUCCUUCCCUCAGUAUGCUCCUGAGGCGCCACCACAGGUGUACGACUACAAGUGCGAGUCCACCGAGAACGACCCCGACGCGGACUGUAUCUUCGGAGUUGCCGGACAGGACUACCCAACCCUCCACCAGGUUCCCACGACCUCCUUCCAGUGCCAGAGCCUCCUGCCGGGGAUCUACGCUGACCCCGACGCCGCGUGCCAGGUAUACCACAUGUGCCUCCACGACGGGAAACUUCACUCGUUCCUCUGCCCGAACGGAACCGUCUUCAACCAAGAGUAUUUCAUCUGCGACCUGUGGUUCAACGUGGACUGCGCUCGGGCUAAGGACUUUUAUUCCCUCAAUGAAUACAUCUAUAAGGAUCCUGAACCUAAGGAAGCCAAGAUUAGUUACGUGUAAGAAUGCUUCGCUCGUCCCAAUGCACCGAAGCCGACGAAGCAUUUUCGAAACAGAGCGCUGAGUCGGAUUUCCGUAUGUUUGAGCGAAUGGAUAUUAUAAUAUAUAUAAUGUGUAUGUAUGUAUUGUAUGGAUUAUUAUACCAAUUCAUCUUGUCUUCAUGAAUGUAUGUUUUUUUUUUUUCGUUUUUCUCUUUUCUUUUCUUUUCUAUUCGGUUUUUGUGGAUAUGUUUUUCCUGUUGCUUCACGACGAGAGAGAAUCUCAUCAUCUUUAAAAAGUUCCUGUGUUUAGCUAUAUCAUUUCAGUUAUUUUGCAAUACAUAGCAUAUCGAAUCUCCUUUAUUUUCUCUAUCGAUUUAGCAUAUAAUCAAAGUGCUAAUUAUCAGCCAAGAAAUAAUAUAUAUCAUAUAAAUGGAACAAUAACAUAUCACUCCUUUGUUAAGAUAGGCUGGUAUUCGCAUGUUUUAUCCCUGGUUCUGUGAUUCUUUGUAUAAAAUAAAAACAAAUCAAACUUCAUCAAACAUCAAAUUUGAAAGUAAUAUUUGUUCACGAAAAUAUCGUUUGUUCAUCGCUGAACGAAUGCUGCUUCUUUGCUGUGCCAAGAAAAGUUAUUUUUGUCAUUGCGCAUAAAAAUUGGAUUCUUAUAUUCAUUUCUCAUCAGCAAACUGAAUGUUAUUGUUUUCAAUUUUAUUAUUAUCACUAUUAUUAUUACUUGUAGUAUAAAUCUAUUAUUUUAUUAUUAUUAUUAUUAUUAUUAUUAUUAUU